AUGGCGGAGGGUAUGGAGGCGGGCAUGGCGGUGGGCACGGCGGCGGGGAUGGCGGGGGGGCAGUGGCGGGCGGGCAUGGAGGGACGCAUGGCGAAGGGCAUGGUGGCGGGCAUGGCUUCUUGGGAGCCGGCGGGCAUGGCUUCUUUGGAGCCGGUGGGCAUGGCUUCUUGGGCAGGCAUGGAGGCGGGCAUGGCGGGGCAUGGAGGCGGGCAUGGCGGGGGGCACGGCGGUGGGCAUGGCGGGCAUGGCUUCUUGGGAACCGGUGGACAUGGCUUCUUGGGAGCCGGUGGACAUGGCUUCUUGGGAGCCGGCGGGCAUGGCUUCUUGGCCGGUGGCG
Messenger RNA from Elaeis guineensis (African oil palm), 337 nucleotides. The record is from RefSeq and is a predicted model, not a curated record. NCBI's taxonomy places the organism in Eukaryota, Viridiplantae, Streptophyta, Magnoliopsida, Arecales, Arecaceae.